This is a messenger RNA of Penicillium riverlandense, 918 nucleotides long. Its product is annotated as lipase family protein. The coding region runs from base 1 to 918 and encodes 305 amino acids. The record is from RefSeq and is a predicted model, not a curated record. The transcript is spliced from 3 exons. NCBI's taxonomy places the organism in Eukaryota, Fungi, Ascomycota, Eurotiomycetes, Eurotiales, Aspergillaceae. Gene Ontology annotation, biological process: lipid metabolic process.
AUGGUCUCUUGUCAAGAUAGAUCACUGACGGGGAAAGAUGUACCGCCAAAUAUUCUGGACCGAUUUUAUCUCAUGGCGGAGUAUGCUGUUGCCGCAAAUUGUGGCGCUAAUCACAAUGUCUCAUCGCCGGGGUUACCAGUAUAUUGCGAUCCUGGUAAAUGCCCUUUGCUUCAAAAAGCAGAUACAGAAAUUACAAAUCCUUUCUGGGAGUAUGCCAGUGCCUACCCGAUCCUGGGGGAGAUCUUACAACCUGGUGAUACGACUGGAUAUCUCGCAGUCGAUCGAACGAAUAAGCUGAUUGUUCUUUCAUUUCGUGGCACUGUGUCUAAUGAAAAUGGAGAGACAGACCUCGAAUUCCAGCAAGUUGACGCAUCUAGUCUUUGCCCGGGUUGCUACGCUCACAAAGGAUUCUGGGAAGCUUCCCUCGGUGCAUUCGACAUUAUCAACCCGGCCCUUAAGGGAUUGAGGACUAAAUAUCCGAGUUUUGAGCUGAUUGUAACUGGACAUAGCCUUGGGGGUGCCUUAGCUACGCUAGAAACUACUCAUUUGAAGGCAGCGGGACAUCAACUUGACAUGUAUACCUUCGGUGCCCCAUCGGUUGGAAAUAAAGCUCUUGCCGAGUUUAUCACCAGCCAAGGCUCGGGACAAAAUUAUCGGGUCACACAUACCGACGAUGAGGUACCAAAAGUCCUCUAUCAAGCAUCCAGGACAAUCUUACUGGAUGUUAUUGUUCCAGAAUACAGUCAAUCCUCCCCUGAAUACUGGAUAACAUCAGGUAAUGGGGUCUACCCUACGACCUCGAACAUUCAGGUGAUUCAUGGUGUCGACAAUACGAUGGGUAAUUUAGGUCAGCCGGGAUUUGAUAUGUCAGCUCACGGGUGGUAUAUGAUAAACACGACAGCGUGCCAGCAGGUCUGA